CCUGGAACUGGAACUGUUUUUAAGAAACUGAAUAUUUGUAGCCGGGUCAUAGCAAUGUACACCAAAUCCCUGAUUUAUUGCUUAAUAUUCUUCUCAGAGACGAAGGACACAUGAAUUAGCAAGUACCUGGAUUUGAGUGUGCUAGGUAUGCCUCAAUGACCGUGGAGUUAGCUUCCUUUCUAAUGUACCUCCGCCUUGAAGGGGAUCCUUUUAUUGAGAAUCUGUGUCUUCUCCCGGGUAAUUGAUCACUCUGCACCCAGGGACACCCAAUUCAUAGUUGAGGGGGAGUAAUCAUCAUGAAUAAUCAAAAAGCUGUGGCUGGGCUACUGCAGGAGUGCAAACAGGCGCUGGACACACUCUCGUGGGCAAUGGGGAAGGAAGGCAAGAGACAAUACGAACAGUGCCAAGCUUCACUCCCCAGCGAGUUAAGGACCCUAAUCCAAGAGGCCAAGGAAAUGAAGUGGCCCUUCGUGCCGGAGAAGUGGCAGUACAAACAAGACGUGGGGCCCGAAGACAAAACAAAUCUGCAAGAUGUGAUCGGCGCCAGGCUGCAGGAGUUACUGGCAUACUUGAAAGCCUCCAUCCUGGUCCAGGACUUCAUGACAGCGGCUGCUCUCGUGUUCUUGAUGGACAGGUUCUUGUAUGGACUUGAUGCCUCUGGCAAACUCCUGCAGGUCGCCAAAAGUCUACACAGGUUGCAUCCAACAAUCCCAAUUGCCCCCCAGGUGGUCAUCCGACAAGCCCGGAUCUCAGUCAACACAGGAAAACUGUUGAAAGCUGAAUAUAUCCUAAGCAGCCUUAUCAGCAACAAAGGAGCAACAGGCACAUGGAAGUAUAACCAGGAAAGUGACAAAAUCCUUGUCCAGUCAGUUUGUAUACAAAUCAGAGGACAAAUCCUACAGAAACUAGGAAUGUGGUAUGAAGCUGCAGAAUUAAUUUGGGCUUCAAUCAUUGGGUAUUUGGAACUUCCUCAACCAGAUAAAAAGGGAAUUGCUACAUCUCUGGGUAUAUUAGCAGAUAUCUUCAUUUCUAUGAGCAAGAAGGAUUAUGAAAAAUUUAAAAACAACCCUCAAAUUACCCUGAACCUUCUCAGAGAGUUUGAUCACCAUUUACUAUCAGCAGCAGCAGCCUGUAAGCUGGCUGCCGCCUUUAGCCAGUACACCCCACUUUUUGUGCUCACAGCUGUGAACAUCCAAGGCACAUGUUUAUUGUCCUAUAUUAAUUCUAAUGACUGUCCUCCAGAAAAGAAAAAGUUGUAUUUAUCUGAAGCCAAAGAGGCCUUUGAAAUUGGCCUCCUCACCAAAAAAGGCACUGACCUAGUUGCUGGAAAACAGGAACUUCAUAGUUUUAUCAAAGCUGCUUUCUGCCUUACCACAGUACACCGGAGCCUCAGUGGGGAGACUGAAGCUGUCUGUGUUUCGGAUAAACUUUGUAGAGAAGCAGUGGGGAAACUGUAUGCUUAUUCUGCUUCAAGGGGGACUCAAGACAAAGAAACACUGGCCCAGGAGAUCAUGUCUAAUAUUGAGCAGGUUAAGAAGUAUUUGCAAGUCCAAAGUUUCCACAAUUUAGAUGACAGAUCUUAUGUCCCAGAAAGUUACAAAUCUUGGAUUGAUCAGCCUAUGUUGCAUGGCAAAGUGGAUUUCAAAGGAGUCCUUGAAAGGCAUUCCCAACACCAUGCUUCAGUGUGUGAAGUAUUUGAAAGUAUAUGUAGGAGCCACAGGAGGGGGGAAGAGGAAAUAAAAACAGGAGCCUGUAUCACAUCCUUGAAAACUGAAACCAAAAGCAUGGACACCUUGAGUACUAGUGAUGACAAAUUGUUAAGUGAAAAAAGCAUUGAUAUUCCUUCUUCACAAAAAACCCCACAGAAUCAUGGGAAGCUCCAAGUAAAAGAACAAAGAAAAUGGCCCCAGUCAAAUGCAGCUCAUGUCUCACUUGAUGAAGAGACAGAAACUGAACAACCAGACCACCUCCAUAAUAGGGAAACUGAUGUUUCUAGCAACUCUCUGAAUGGAAGUCAGACAUCUAGCUCUUGGAGCAAGAUAUCAGGAUCCAGCUUUUCUAGUAGCUGGGAGGAAGUAGAUGAUCUUGCUGAUGAUGGGCUAGUCAGGAGGGAGACCAUUCAAGAAAAAAGACUAGUAGACACUCAGUGUUCUACAGCCCUAACUGAAGACCUGGAGAACCAUGAUGAAAACAGUGAUCUCCAUGUUUCAGCGCCUCACCCUCCCUCUGUCAAGAACUCUAAAGAAGACUGUUUGGAUGCUUCUCAAAAUCAGCAAUGUAAGCAAACUCCCUUAACUCCCCACAAGACAAUAGGCACAGUCUCUGAUAAAGCGAUCUUAGUCAACAGAGAAAUAGAAAUAGAAAAUGUCCAGGAAAUCAGAAAUACAGAAUCCAAAAAUGGCUCUCCAUUUUUUGGACAUUCAAAGGUCUCUUCUUGUUGUUCCCCUACCUCCAUCGGGUCUACUGAGAUGAUCUCAUUGCCUUCCCUGGAAGAAUCAGACUUGUUUGAGACUGAUGUGUUACCCGAAGCUGAAGGGAAUCUCAGAGUGAGGAAUGGAGAAGAGGAGGGAGUAAAAACAACUGAAAGAAAUAAAGAAUCCGUGUUUAGAGAACUGACUUCUUGGGUUGAUCUAGAAGUAGAAACUACAGAGAGUGUAGAAGAUGCUGCCUUGGGCCAACAUAAAAAUACCAAAGUCUCUUCUGCUUGUUCCUUAGCCAACAAUUCCGCUGUAACUGAUACUUCUUUCACUCAUCACUGGGCUACAAAGAAACAAAGAAAGGCAAAAGGGCAAGCAGAUGAGUCAGAUGCAUCUACAGAGGACAAAGAUCCGGAGGUCACUAGUAGUAAAGUGAGCCACUGGGCAGAUAAAAAUGGGUCUCAUAGACUGAAUACUUUGGGAGAGCAAACCUGUCUGAUGGUGAACAAUGCUCAUAGCUCCUGGGCAAACAGUGGCAGACCUUUCCCCAGCCUGUGUGAUGAUACCACCACAGAGGAUCAUGGUGGGGGGAAUGAAUUUGGAAACUAUAGACAGAAUUCUAGCUCCUCCUUAUCAGGGUGGCUCAACUCACCUGAUUUCUCCAAUGGCUCUUCUGGGGCGGGAAGCCCCUUGUCAUUUCUGAAUUCCAGCGGAAGCUCUUUUGUAUCUAUACCAGGAAGGGCCAAGCAAGAAGUCCUAGAAGCACGAACCCUGGAGGAAAAUGACUUUGAGAAACUCCUGUCAGGAGUAGGGCAUGACUGGUUAUUCCAGAGACUAGAGAACACAGGAGUUUUUAAGCCCAGGGAACUCCACCAAGCACACAAUGCUCUUUUGUUAAAAUACUCUAAGAAAUCAGAAUUGUGGACAGCCCAAGAAACUCUUGUGUAUUUUGGUGACUACCUGGUUGUAAAGAAGAAAGGCAAACAAAGAAAUGCCUUUUGGAUACACCUCCUUCAUCAGGAAGAAAUUUUGGGAAGAUACGUUGGGAAAGAAUAUAAAUCACAAAAAGGACUUUGGCAUCACUUCGUCGAUGUGGAGAGACAGAUGACAGCACAGUACUAUGUCACAGAGUUUAACAAAAGACUCUAUGAGCAAAAGAUCCCAACACAGAUCUUCUAUAUCCCAUCCACAGUACUGCUGAUUUUAGAGGGCAAGACAAUUAAAGGAUGUGUCAGUGUGGAACCUUACAUUUUGGGAGAAUUUGUUAAACUGUCCAAUAACACAAAAGUAGUGAAAACGGAGUACAAAGCCACAGAAUAUGGAUUGGCUUAUGGACAUUUUUGUUAUGAGUUUUCCAAUCACACAAAUGUUGUGGUUGAUUUGCAAGGUUGGGUGACUGGUAAUGGAAAAGGGGUCAUCUACCUCACGGAUCCCCAGAUUCAUUCUCUUGACCAUAAAGAUGUGACUACGAACUUUGGGAAAAGAGGCAUUUAUUAUUUCUUCAAUAAUCAGCACGUGGAGUGUAAUGAAAUCUGCCGUCGACUUUGUUUGACUAGACCUUCAGUUGAACAUCUUAGUUAGGCACAUAUUCUCCUUCAACAGUGAUAUAAUUGAAACAAUAAAUUUAGGUUAGAUAAAACAAAGAAAAAUCAGUUAACUUUCAGGACAUCAUUGAUAAGUAGAUAUACAGAUAUUUAACAUUGUUUAAAAAAUGAGGGAUGGAUUUUUUUAUUUGUUUUUACCUUAUAUCAUGUAGAUAUAUUCUU
Messenger RNA from Dromiciops gliroides (monito del monte), 4183 nucleotides. RefSeq names its product alpha kinase 1 (gene ALPK1). The transcript is spliced from 15 exons. Lineage: Eukaryota; Metazoa; Chordata; Mammalia; Microbiotheria; Microbiotheriidae. Gene Ontology annotation, molecular function: protein serine/threonine kinase activity; ATP binding. Gene Ontology annotation, biological process: protein phosphorylation. The coding region runs from base 297 to 3998 and encodes 1233 amino acids. The record is from RefSeq and is a predicted model, not a curated record.